UUCGGUUUAAGGGAGUCUAGAUAAAGAGAGGCGUGGGGAAAAGAGAUGGCCUUUCUUUGCCCCGUGCGCAUGCGGCGCGAUAAAAAGAAAGCCACGAGUGCCAGCAUAGAAAGGGAUUUACCAGUUGUGGGUGGAUUAGGCAUGGGCCGCAUAACAGGUUCCUCCAGCAUCGAAACCUUAGUGCGAGUUGGCAUCGAAAAGGAACACGGUCUAAGCCCGGACUCCAAGAUGGUUGUGCUGCAUGACUUCACUCCCUGCGUGGAUGAUGAACUGGAGGUAAAGCGCGGCCAGCUGGUUAAUAUCUUGUACAGAGAAAACGACUGGGUCUAUGUGAUUGGCCAGGACUCGCGACAAGAGGGCUUUAUACCCUUUUCCUACUGUGCCCCCUGCAACACCCAGUUGGCGGACUUGGCUGUCAAAAAGAAAUUACCGAGGGAGCAGUGUCCAGAGCAGCCGAUUGAGGAGAAUCUACCACUCCUGGGCACGGAAAACAAACUGGAUGUGCUCUGCGAUGAGACCCUAAAUCCAGGGUCUGCCAAGAGCAUGGAGAAUAUUCUGCUGGUGGAACCAGAGUGUACUCCUUUCGUUAAAGAACCUUCCGGGCGCUGCAUCGUUUUAUACACCUUUAUAGCACGAGAUGAGAACGAUUUGUCUGUGGAACGGGGCGAAUUUGUGACUGUGCUGAAUCGCGAGGAUCCCGACUGGUUUUGGAUCAUGCGGAGCGAUGGCCAGGAGGGAUUCGUGCCGGCCAGCUUUAUCUAUCCUGCAGACAGCGUGCGAGUCCUGCAGCAGCAGAAAGCCACUCUUAACGCCAUGGAGACCAUUCUGCAGCAGGGCCAACAAGGUCAGCAGACCCAACAACAGCAGCAGCAGCUGGGACUGGGAACGGAUGAUCUGCGCUACCAUGGCACGGAGUUGGUGAUGCUAUAUGAUUACAAGGCCCAGGCUCCAGACGAUCUAUACCUUUCCGUUCGGCGAGGAGAUUGGAUUUACGCCGAUCUGAACAAUCAGACUGUUGAUGGCUGGCUUUGGGCUUACGCACCCAAAACCCGUAAGUACGGAUUUAUUCCGAAGGCCUACGCCAGACCGCCUGCCAUGACAAGUCUCUGAGAGUUUGAUUCACUCUUAUCAUCAUCAUACUUAUUACGUUGAUUAACAUACGCAUACUAUUUAUAAGUCAUCGAGCCCUUGUAAGAUUCCAUUCCAAUGAGCGACACCCUGUGCCUUAGAUGUACAAUAUCAUUAUAUCAUUCAAUGACUUUCAUUGGGUAAUAAAUUGUGCCUUAGAUUUAUUUGUAUGUGAGCUUGCAUAACACUUCGUAUACACUUAAUCUAAUUAUUUCAUCCUUAACUGUAGGUUGCCCAUAAACGAAUAUCAAAAAUA
This is a messenger RNA of Drosophila rhopaloa, 1384 nucleotides long. It is a transcript of the gene Dlish, whose product is annotated as SH3 domain-containing protein Dlish. The transcript has 3 exons. The coding region runs from base 46 to 1110 and encodes 354 amino acids. NCBI's taxonomy places the organism in Eukaryota, Metazoa, Arthropoda, Insecta, Diptera, Drosophilidae. Gene Ontology annotation, molecular function: protein binding. The record is from RefSeq and is a predicted model, not a curated record.